CCGCCGCCCGCCGCCCGCAGGUUGCUCUCCUAGAAAGUGGAUGAGCAGGAUAACAUGUCCAGUGUGUCUGAGGAGAGGAGACAGAGGCAGCAGAGCAUUAAGGAAGGGCUGCGGUUCAUCCAGUCGCCGCUGUCAUACCCAGGAACACAGGAGCAAUAUGCGGUAUAUUUACGCGCCCUUGUGAGAAAUCUUUUCAAUGAGGGAAAUGAUUUUUAUCGGGACCGGGAUUGGAACACCUCAGUUAGCCAGUACACAGAAGCUUUGAGCAUUGCUGAUUAUGCAAAGACGGAAGAAAUUGUAAUCCCUAAGGAGAUCAUUGAAAAACUUCAGAUAAACUGUAUUGCUUGCUACUCCCAUAUGGGCUUCCAGGAGAAAGUUCUGGCAGGCUGUGCUACAGUCCUCAGCCUCAAUGCAAGUAACUGCAAAGCUCUCUAUCGCAAGUCCAAGGCGCUGAGUGACAUGGGGCGCUACAGAGAGGCCUAUGACGCCGUAGCUGAGUGCUCCUCGGCGGUGCCACAGGAUGAGCAUGUAAUUAAGCUAACCCAAGAACUAGCUCAGAAAUUGGGAUUUAAAAUAAGAAAAGCCUAUGUUAGAGCUGAGGUUUCAUUAAAAUCAAUUCCUGGUGAUGGGACAAACAAGGCUUUGAGCUGCUCCGUGGAAGAUAUCGAGCCAGAUCUGGUGGCCCCGAGACAGGAGGUCGUAGCCGUGGUCCCGCUGCCUGCAUCCGGCUUUUCUCCCCACGCUGGGAGCAAGCUGACCUCGGUUCCCGCCAUGCCCCUGGUCUCUGUCCUGCCGCUACCUGUGGAGGAGAGUGCUCUGCCCCCCGCAGCGCUGGCAAAUGGUGGGCAGGGGCCCUUUGCCAUGCCAGAAGCAUUCCCGGAUGACGGGGACAUGGUCCUGGGGGACGAGCUGGACGACCUCCUGGAUUCCUCGCCAGAAGCCAGCGCAGCCGUCCUGCCCUCGGCCCUGACCAGAGGACCCCUCCCGGCAGCCCCUGUGCCGCCCAGCACGCCCUUCUCUGCCUCCUUGCUGGGUGCUUUGUCCAUUGGCUCCAGGCUCACACAGCCUCACACUUUCUCCGAGCUGUACCCGCCUUUGACUUCAUCCCUAGAAGACUUUUCUUCCUUAAAUUCGUUUUCAAUAGGUGACUCCAAACGAGAUUUGCCUGCUUCAGCUUUUCGAGAGGGAACGUCCCUUAGCGGCGGCAGCCCUUCUUUUUUACUUAUGAAUGUGCCAGGUGGUUUGUUUGCAUCUGAGAGCUUUCUUGGAGUGCCAAGUCAGCCCCGAAAUGACUUUGGGAACUUUUUUGGAAGUGCGGUUACUAAACCACCUUCGUCAGUGGCCCCGAGGCACCCUCUGGAAGGAACCCAUGAGUUGAGACAAGCUUGCCAGAUCUGUUUUAUAAAAUCAGGCCCUAAGUUAAUGGAUUUCACUUACCAUGCUAAUAUGGAUCAUAAAUGUAAGAAAGAUAUUUUAAUUGGUAGGAUAAAGAAUGUUGAAGAUAAAUCAUGGAAAAAAAUACGUCCGAGACCAACAAAAACAAAUUAUGAAGGACCUUACUAUAUAUGUAAAGAUGUCGCCGCAGAGGAGGAGUGCAGAUACUCGGACCACUGCACCUUUGCCUACUGCCAGGAGGAGAUUGACGUCUGGACGCUGGAGCGGAAAGGGGCCUUGAGCAGAGAGGCCUUCUUCGGUGGCCCCGGCAAGAUCAGCCUGACUGUGUGCAGGCUCCUCCAGGAACACCCGGGAGAGUUGAUAUUCCUCUGCGAGAAAUGUUUUGAUCAUAAGCCUAGAAUGAUAAGUAAAAGGAAUAAAGAUAAUUCUACUUCUUGCUCUCAUCCGGUUACAAAGCAUGAAUUUGAAGACAAUAAGUGCCUUGUUCACAUUUUGCGAGAGACUGCAGUAAAAUAUUCCAAAAUACGUUCUUUCCACGGUCAGUGUCAGCUUGACUUAUGCCGGCAUGAGGUUCGGUACGGCUGUCUGAGAGAGGAUGAGUGUUUCUACGCGCACAGUCUAAUAGAGCUCAAAGUCUGGAUAAUGCAGAACGAGACAGGUAUCUCCCAUGAUGCUAUUGUUCAAGAAUCAAAAUGGUAUUGGCAAAAUUUGGGAACAAAUGUGCCUGGAGCUAAGGUACUUGGCAAUCAAAUAAUGCCUGGAUCUCUGAAUAUGAAGAUCAAAUUUGUAUGUGCUCAGUGUCUGAGAAACGGCCAAGUUAUCGAGCCCGACAAAAACAGAAAAUACUGUAGUGCAAAAGCAAGGCAUUCGUGGACCAAAGAUCGGCGUGCCAUGAGAGUGAUGUCUAUUGAACGUAAGAAGUGGAUGAACAUCCGUCCUCUCCCCACAAAGAAACAAAUGCCUUUACAGUUUGAUUUGUGCAAUCAUAUUGCUUCUGGGAAGAAAUGUCAGUAUGUUGGAAACUGUUCCUUUGCACACAGUCCCGAGGAACGAGAAGUAUGGAUGUACAUGAAGGAGAAUGGGAUACAAGACAUGGAGCAGUUUUAUGAGCUCUGGCUCAAGAGUGAAAAAAAUGAAAAGAAUGAUGACGUGACCAGCCAGUCCGGCAAGGAAAGCGGAAAGCAGAUCCACAUGCCUACGGACUAUGCCGAGGUCACGGCGGACUUCCACUGCCGGGUGUGUGGGAAGAACUGCAACAGCGAGAAGCAGUGGCAGGACCACGUCUCUUCCGAGAAGCACAAAGAGAAGGUCUUCCACAUGGAGGACGACCAGUACUGCUGGCAGCACCGCUUCCCCACCGGCUGCUUCAGCAUCUGCGACAGGUUUAUGAGCGGCACCUGCUCGGAAGGCAGCGGCUGCAGGUUCGCGCACGGGAACGCUGAGUUGCGCGAGUGGGAAGAGCGCAGAGAUGCCUUGAAGAUGAAGCUCAGCAAAGCCAGGAAAGACCACCUAAUAGCCCCCAACGAUAACGAUUUUGGAAAAUAUAGUUUUUUGUUUAAAGACUUAAACUAACAUGCUGGCUUUGAUGUCUGUCACCCAAGCAGAACACGGACCAGAUGUGAGAACAAACGGAGCGUGUUGGCAGGCAAGUGGCAGGCUGCUGUGGACUUUCUGCUUGUCUUGGUGUCUGGAGGGGUCCCCACCCCCCAACAGCAGCCCCCACUAGGUAGGAAAGCAGGCUGUCGCUCAGGGACGGUCACUUCUCACACCACCAGAGGCACCCAGUGUGAAGCGACCACUGCCCUGUUGCCAUGUUACGAAGAGACUUGGGAGUGAAGAGUGUUGGGACCAGCGUGGGGCGAUUUAAGUGGCUUUCAGCACUGGUCCCUCUCACAAGCCACCGUGACUAGAGGCUUGACACUUGUUCUGCUCGGCCCAAGAGGGAUGAAAUUCUUCACGCUUUAAGCGGAAGUGAAAUUUAAUACAAUAAUAAAAUUUGCUACUUAAUCUGUAUACAUAGGUCGUUAAAGGAAAAAGAAAAAAAAAAAGGAUUUUCUUAACUCGGAUUUUAAGCCAAAUAACCAUUUAACACUAAUAUGUUAAAUGGGGUAUUCUUCUGUAUUUGUACAUUUCACUCUAAUAAGGGAACUGAGAAUCAUGA
Erinaceus europaeus (western European hedgehog) is the source of this 3556-nucleotide messenger RNA. RefSeq names its product zinc finger CCCH-type containing 7A (gene ZC3H7A). Lineage: Eukaryota; Metazoa; Chordata; Mammalia; Eulipotyphla; Erinaceidae. Gene Ontology annotation, molecular function: miRNA binding; zinc ion binding; protein binding. The coding region runs from base 55 to 2967 and encodes 970 amino acids. The record is from RefSeq and is a predicted model, not a curated record. The transcript has 23 exons. Gene Ontology annotation, biological process: miRNA processing.